Hyaena hyaena (striped hyena) is the source of this 3605-nucleotide messenger RNA. It is a transcript of the gene KCNJ15, whose product is annotated as potassium inwardly rectifying channel subfamily J member 15. The coding region runs from base 501 to 1628 and encodes 375 amino acids. The transcript has 4 exons. The record is from RefSeq and is a predicted model, not a curated record. Gene Ontology annotation, biological process: potassium ion import across plasma membrane; regulation of monoatomic ion transmembrane transport. Gene Ontology annotation, cellular component: plasma membrane. NCBI's taxonomy places the organism in Eukaryota, Metazoa, Chordata, Mammalia, Carnivora, Hyaenidae. Gene Ontology annotation, molecular function: inward rectifier potassium channel activity.
GGAGGAAAUUUCAUGAGAGACAAGGGAGCCUGCGGAGAUGUUUAAAACCCGGGACCCUGGUGCCUCAACGUAGAUGAAUCUAAGUUCUCCUUCUACGUCACCCACCACACGCAGUGACAGAGACACACACACCCAGGUGAAAGCACACACACCCAGCGUGCACACCCCCUCUUCGUGGAAGGCUUCCUCAUCUUCUCCUUCCCUCGGCGCUGGAGUCCCGGAUUUCCCAGAGGAGCAGAACAGGACCAGUCAGAGUGAUGUUCCUGAGGACACGGUGGGGUCUUUCAUUACCACAGAGGCUCAGUUAUGGAAAGACUGCAUGAUUUUGCUGUGGAGGGAUAGUCAGCCAAUGUGGGGCAUCCGAUUUUCAUAGCAUGAAGCAGAAGCAGCAUCCCAUGGUAGCCAGGUGGGUGAAGGGGAGCGAAGACAUCCCACCUGCUUUGAAGAAGAAACCUUCUGACCUGCUGAGGGAGUGACCAGGUGGUCCCAAGAGCCUGACAAUGGAUGCCAUUCAUCUCAGCAUGUCCAGUGCUCCCCUGGUGAAGCGCCCUUCAGGAGCUGGACUCAAGACCAACCGACCCCGAGUCAUGUCUAAGAGCGGGCACAGCAAUGUGAGGCUUGACAAAGUGGACGGCAUAUACUUACUCUACCUUCAAGACUUGUGGACCACCGUCAUCGACAUGAAGUGGAGAUACAAGCUCACCCUGUUUGCCGCCACGUUUGUGAUGACGUGGUUCCUUUUUGGCGUGAUCUACUAUGCCAUUGCGUUCAUUCAUGGGGACUUAGAGCCGAGUGAGGAUGCUUCGAAUCACACCCCCUGCAUCAUGAAAGUGGACUCUCUCACUGGGGCGUUUCUCUUUUCCCUGGAAUCCCAGACAACCAUUGGCUAUGGAGUCCGUUCCAUCACGGAGGAAUGCCCUCAUGCCAUCUUCCUGCUGGUUGCUCAGCUGGUCAUCACAACCUUGAUUGAGAUCUUCAUCACAGGCACCUUCCUGGCCAAGAUCGCCAGACCCAAGAAGCGGGCGGAGACCAUCAAGUUCAGCCACUGCGCGGUCAUCACCAAGCAGAACGGGAAGCUGUGUUUGGUGAUCCAGGUGGCCAACAUGAGGAAGAGCCUCCUGAUCCAAUGCCAGCUCUCUGGCAAGCUCCUGCAGACCCAUGUCACCAAGGAGGGGGAGCGGAUCCUGCUCAACCAAGCCACCGUCAAAUUCCACGUGGAUUCCUCUUCAGAGAGCCCAUUCCUCAUUUUGCCCAUGACAUUCUACCAUGUGCUGGAUGAGACAAGCCCCCUGAGAGACCUCACACCCCAAAACUUGAAGGAAAAGGAGUUUGAACUCGUCGUCCUCCUCAAUGCCACCGUGGAAUCCACCAGCGCCGUCUGCCAGAGCCGCACAUCUUACAUCCCAGAGGAGAUCUACUGGGGCUUUGAAUUUGUGCCUGUAGUUUCUCUCUCAAAGAACGGAAAGUACGUGGCUGAUUUCAGUCAGUUUGAACAGAUCCGAAAGAGCCCAGAUUGUACCUUUUACUGCGCGGAUUCUGAGAAGCAGAAACUUGAGGAGAAGUACAGGCAGGAGGAACAGAGGGAAAGGGAACUGAGAACUCUUUUGUUACAACAGAGCAACGUCUGAUGGCAGUGAUUGCCCCGGGUUGAACUCUGAGAGCUGUUUCCGCAUUUCAGCUCCCUUUGGAUGCAAAGGUCAUCAUGAAAAUGCAAAGGUGUGGAUUCAUUCUAAAAAACUGCACACGCAUACACAAUCAUCCCCACUCCCUUGGGUCUGGUGCCUAAGCAAGCAUUUCCACAUUUGAGAAGUUCCUUUUUUAAUGCUUGGUCUAGAGCAAACUCUCAAAAUCUGUAUUUUCUAAAAUGGGGCUACAUUUCCAAAAACUUGGUAUAGGGCAAUUGGAAUGAUGUCCUGCCUGGUGGACAGACAUUUAGCAAUGCUGGUAUUGAAAGGAAUUGCAUUCCUAUCCGGUUAUCGGCUAUAAUAUAAGAUAUUUAUUCAAAACAAUGACAAAGACGUUAUGUCCCAGAGUUGAAAUGUGUUUCUAUAUUCCUUUAUGCCAUUGCUUUAAAACACCUUUUUUUCCAGAAGAGAAAAUGUUAUAUAUAAUGGAAGUUAUCUGGUAACACAUAAAAAGGGGCGAAGGGACUCUGUACUCAUAAAAAUAAUAAUUCCAUUUCUACCUUUCUUCAUUGGAUUGAAUUGUAUGGAGUGAAAUUGAUCAAGCCAGGAGUUAACAGUUGCGAAAACAUACAAAUGGAGUUGACGCUAUUGUUCAUAUUAAUUUUUUGGUUGGAAUAGGCUGCUAUUUUCUAUUCAAAACCAACAGCAUCAGCACCAUCUGGGAGCUUAUUAGCGUUCUAGAUGCUCAAGUCCCACCCAGACUUAGAGAAUCAGAAGCUGUACCUUAACAAGUGAUUUGUAUACAAAUAAAAGUCUGAAAACUGUCCACUCUCAAAGUUUUCUCGGGAACUUUCAGAAGCUGUGGGACCCUGUUGGCCCCAAAUCCAUAUGGCCCCCAGGCCUGUCCUUCUUUCUUCAGCUUAUUAUUAUGGGCCAAUAUUCGUGUCAGUCAUCUCCCUCCUCGUCUGCAAAAGAACUGCCACUGAUAUUCCAAGAUAGAAAAAACUACUUGAGAUUAACAGCUGUCUUACACUAAGCAGUUGACUCUAAUCAGCACAAAAGAAAAACGAAGCUGCAUUACACUCGGAAACUUGCUCAGGUGUUGAACUCCACAAGGUUGGAUGGGGUCACAAGGGUCAAAAGGGGUGAGGAUAAUGAAUUCACAUACAGAUGACCCCUUGAAGCAUGAACAAACUUUUGAUCAUCUGAUAACAUGUAAAGAAUGUCCCCAAUAUUUAAAUAAACCUCAUGCAACUGAGUCGUACGGAGGUAACAUUUUGCUCUUGGCAGAACCUAGGGGCCAUGAACCACAUUUCUUUGGGGCAAAGAAUAUACAUGGGCCAGGACCAGCUAAACGUGCCACAGGUGAAUUCUCAUUUCAUUCAAACCGGGGUCGAUUUGUGUAUUCCCUCAAGAGGAAUGUGACUAUACGUGGGUAGGCACUGCAUAGACAUACACGUGAGCUCACAUAUGUGUACACACACCGGAUGCACACACACACACACACACACAUGCACAUCCUGGCUUUUCAAGCAUAAUUGUGGAAAUGAUCAAUGAAAGAUGUUUGCAAUUAAGAGAGCAAAUCCUCGACUGAAGUGCUCAUAUAUGGCUUAUUCUAUAAAAAUGGGGACACUGGGGCUCAGAGGAACAAGGGAAAAUAAUCUGGGUUCAGGUUAUCAGUGAAAUGACGAUAUGGUUCUCAGCAAAAUCGGCCUUGCCUUUGUGCUACCACAUUUUCAAAUGUCCUUCCAUGGAAGAGAAGAUGUGGCUCAUACCCCUCACCUGGGACUGAACAUCUAAUGCAGAUGGAAGAAUAAUGGGGGUAAAGUUAGUGGUAGAGGUGGUUUAAAGCACAAGCUCAAUGCACAAGAGGCUUUUUCUUUUAUUGUUCAGGAAUCUUUUUUCUCUUUCUGUUGAUAAUUUAAUGGCAGAUUGUUUUAGAUCUUUUCUUCUCUUAAAUCACGUUAGUUUAGUUAGACA